Gracilinanus agilis (Agile Gracile Mouse Opossum) is the source of this 1115-nucleotide messenger RNA. It is a transcript of the gene SLC39A11, whose product is annotated as solute carrier family 39 member 11. Bases 90 to 1115 code for a protein of 341 amino acids. NCBI's taxonomy places the organism in Eukaryota, Metazoa, Chordata, Mammalia, Didelphimorphia, Didelphidae. Gene Ontology annotation, cellular component: membrane. The transcript has 10 exons. The record is from RefSeq and is a predicted model, not a curated record. Gene Ontology annotation, biological process: zinc ion transmembrane transport. Gene Ontology annotation, molecular function: zinc ion transmembrane transporter activity.
GGACGGGGCUGCCUGCUGCUGCUGCUGCAGCUGUGGUGCCUUAUGGAAGUGGAUUGGGGGCUUAAGAGGGGCACCUUAGGGUUUUCAGUAUGAUCCAAGGCUACAGUCCUGUGUUCCAAGCCUUGCUGGGGACCGUCUUCACCUGGGGUCUGACAGCAGCUGGGGCAGCCCUGGUUUUCAUCUUCACACAUGGACAGAGACAGAUCUUAGAUGGAAGCCUUGGAUUUGCUGCAGGGGUCAUGCUUGCUGCUUCCUACUGGUCUCUUCUGGCUCCUGCAAUUGAGAUGGCAGAAUCCUCAGGAAAUUUUGGUGCCUUUGCUUUCUUCCCUGUGGCUGUCGGCUUUACUCUCGGAGCAUCUUUUGUCUACCUGGCUGAUCUUCUGAUGCCUUACUUGGGUAUGGCUGAAGACUCGCAAAUGGCCCUAAUGCUGAGCUUCGACUCCAAAGCAAUGAAGGAGAAAGCUAAUGCUGAAUUCCCUCUGCCUUUCCAUGAAAAUGAACUUUCCAUCCGGAUAGGUCGAACUGGACUUCAUUCAGAAAAGAGUGAGAAUGGAGAAGCAUAUCCCCGAAAGAAGGUGGCUGCUCUUGGAGCCUCUGAUGGCUCUGCCUCCUCCCAGCCUCCCAGGGAGAGCAGAGUGAAGAAGGGCAGCAAUAGCUGGAGACGGAUCCUGCUGCUCAUUCUGGCCAUAACAGUCCAUAACAUUCCAGAGGGUCUUGCUGUUGGAGUUGGAUUCGGGGCAAUUGGAAAGACUGCAUCCGCCACCUUUGAAAGUGCCAGGAAUCUUGCUAUUGGAAUUGGGAUCCAGAAUUUCCCUGAGGGCCUGGCUGUCAGCCUCCCACUGCGUGGUGCUGGAUACUCAACCUGGAGAGCCUUCUGGUUCGGCCAGUUGAGUGGCAUGGUGGAGCCAGUGUUUGGGCUCUUUGGUGCUUUCUCUGUGGUCCUGGCUGAGCCCAUCCUUCCCUAUGCUUUGGCCUUUGCAGCUGGCGCCAUGGUCUAUGUAGUCAUUGAUGACAUCAUUCCCGAAGCCCAGACCAGUGGUAAUGGGAAACUAGCAUCCUGGACCUCCAUCCUGGGAUUUGUGGUGAUGAUGUCACUGGAUGUUGGCUUGGGCUAA